AUGGACGUCGAGUCAGAAGGUAGUUCGGCCCUUCGAUUAAUAAAGCAGGGUGCAGAAGCCAGAAUUUAUGCCGCUGAUUUCCUAGGCCGACCAACUAUCGUGAAGGAACGAUUUAAAAAGAAGUUUAGACACAAUGUAUUGGAUGAUAAACUCAGACAUAAGCGUACGAUGCAAGAGGUGCGUUCGAUGCAUCGUUGCCGGAAAGCUGGAAUUGCAACACCAACAGUCUUUUUCAUCGAUUCAAACGAUUACAAGAUUUAUAUGGAAGAGGUACAAAAUUCGAUUACGGUCAGAGAUUAUAUCAAUUCACUGAAAGAAGAUAAAGAAAGCAACUUGCGUAAACUUGCCAAAAUUAUUGGAACUAUUCUUGCUUCAAUGCAUAAUAUACAAGUCAUUCAUGGUGAUUUAACUACUUCAAAUAUGCUAUUAAAGAAAACUAAUGAUAUUGAAAUAGCUGACUUGGUGCUAAUCGAUUUUGGAUUGAGCAGCAUCUCGUCAUUAGCUGAGGAUAAAGGAGUCGAUUUGUACGUUUUGGAAAGAGCCUUUCUUAGCACCCACCCUAAUACUGAAGAUGCAUUCAAAGUGAUCUUGGAUACUUAUAAAACAUUCAAAGGAUCAUCGGAGGCUUUAAAAAAGUUAGAUGAAGUAAGGUUGCGUGGUAGAAAGCGAACUAUGGUGGGGUAG
Messenger RNA from Trichoplax adhaerens, 684 nucleotides. RefSeq lists its product as uncharacterized. The transcript has 2 exons. The record is from RefSeq and is a predicted model, not a curated record. NCBI's taxonomy places the organism in Eukaryota, Metazoa, Placozoa, Uniplacotomia, Trichoplacea, Trichoplacidae. Gene Ontology annotation, biological process: protein phosphorylation. Gene Ontology annotation, molecular function: protein serine/threonine kinase activity; ATP binding. Bases 1 to 684 code for a protein of 227 amino acids. Gene Ontology annotation, cellular component: cytosol; nucleus; EKC/KEOPS complex.